Molecule: messenger RNA, 855 nt
Organism: Ambispora gerdemannii
Lineage: Eukaryota; Fungi; Glomeromycota; Glomeromycetes; Archaeosporales; Ambisporaceae
Source: the annotation of a GenBank genome assembly
AUGAGCAAUAUUUCUACCACUCCGCAACGAAAACAAAGCAACGCUAGUGGUGUUGGGCCGGGAGACUUGGCAGAGCAAGUCUCAUCAAGAGCUAAACGUGAGCUCGAAGAUGACGAAUCAGAAGGUGACGAAGACGAGAAACCCGAAAAACGCGCUGGGCGUCGCAAGAUUAAAAUUGAAUAUAUCGACGAUAAGAGUAGACGUCAUAUUACUUUUAGUAAACGAAAGGCUGGUAUAAUGAAAAAAGCAUACGAAUUAAGUACAUUAACCGGCACACAAGUACUUCUUUUGGUUGUAUCAGAAACCGGUCUUGUCUAUACUUUUACCACACCAAAACUUCAGCCACUUGUCACGAAACCAGAAGGUAAAAAUUUGAUUCAAACAUGUUUAAAUGCUCCCGAUAAUCCUCCAACCACAGAAACGGCCGCAGCACCGACGCGACAAGCUCAAACUCCUCCGGUAUACCCAAGUGAUAAUUCACCACCAGUGGAGAACAACGAUAGUAAUAUAUAUAAUGACAAUGAUCGGAAGCAUCCAUCACCGAGCGGCCAAAAUCUUGCCACCCAUAACAACUACCAACAACUCGGCUUAAGUGGUUACUCUGGUCAAUACAGCAUUCCUGCUAAUAACCUACCGAUGAACCCUGGUGGACUCCCGGCGAGUUACAUGUCAACGAAUUAUCAACCACAACACAGCCCUCCCCAAUACAUUGGUCAACAGUAUUCACCAAAUUCCACAUAUAUGUCUUCAAAUAUGUCUUCAAAUUAUUGGACCGGCGGAUCGAACGGCAAUGGAAAUGCUAAUGGAAAAGUGCAACAACAAUUCCCGAAUCAAACAAACGAAAAGAAACAAUAA